AUGUCUUUAGCCAAAUUCUUAUAAUACAUCCAAAUAAGCUUUUUGAAUGAAUUUUGGAAUAGUCUGAGACCAGAAUCAUAAGUAAACCUUCCCCUUAUAUUGUCUUAGUUAUUUUAUGAUAGAGGAAAUGAAAUUUUCAUCUUCAGAGAAUUAAAUCAAAUAUUUAUUAUUUCCAAAAAUCAACUUCAAACAGUUAAUCGAAUAAAGAUCCCAUAUAUUGGAAUGAUCUACAGUAUGAAUGCCUAAUAAGAUUUAUCAUAUGUUGCAUAUUAAACAUCUGAAAAUUAAUUGGUAAUUUGUUCUCAAGAAUUGCUUAGUCCUUGUUUUCAACAAAAGCAAAUAGGCAAUUCUUUUACACAGUUCAAACAGAAAAGAAUUCAUAAAUCAUAUAAUUUGAAUGGGCCAAAGGUUGUUUGGGAAUGUAUGACAUAUUAGUGGUAGAAAAUCAUGGAAUACAUUUACUUAAAAUAGAUGAUUAAGUAAAAAAAGUCAAGUUUUUUUAACAAAAAAUUAGUUGGUGUUGGUAUGAACCAAAAAAUGAAGUAUUGGCAACUUGUAGUACACAUCAUAAUGGAUUAAUAUCUACUUAUUUUUUUAAGGAAAAGAGAAAGGAUUUCAAAUUUAAAGGAUAGGAUUUUUAUCUAGAAGAUUUUGAACCAAAAGAAGGAACAUCAACAUUUGCUUCAUUAUUCAAAUCAAAAAAAUCAGAUAUAUAAUAAUUUGUAGCUCCUACAGAUAAGAAAAAUAAAGAUUUAUGUUAAGAUGAUUAAUAAUGUGAGUCAAUUUAUAGAGUUUAUUUAAUUUACAUAUAUGGAAAAUCCCUCUUAGCUUAUUCUAAUUCAUUUACUGGUAAAUUGAUAUUCUAUUAAAUACAAUAUGAGAAAAUUACUAAAAAAAAAUAUCUACUUGAAUUUCCUUCUGAUAUUGCAGUAAUUAAUUUUUAUUAGAUCUUAGAUUAAUCUUUCGGUUAUUGAUAAUCUUAUAGUCUUAUCUACCUUUAAUGAAAAAGUUUCAAUUGUAUUUGAUGUAUAAAAUAAAAAAAAGCCUGAAUAACCACUUGAGUCACCCUAAUGUAUUUUAUAAUAAUAAGAAAUAAUAUAUAACAAAAUAGAAAAGAAGUAGGGAAUAUAAUAAUAUUAAGUCAUUAAAGAGAGUUAAACAAUAGAUUCAGCUAAGAAAAAUUCGAAUAAAAAUUUAGAUGAUAUUCAAAAUAAUGAUUAAGUAUAAGAAUAAUAAUAAAUAUCUAUGGUUAAAGAGAAAUAAUAAGAAAUUGAUGAAAAAUGUGAUAUAAUGAAAGAAGAAGUAGAUAUAUCUUAAUAAAAAUAAAAUUUAGAUGAAUCUGAUAAAUAAGAUAAAUAAAAAUAUAUUCAGAAUUAAAAUAUUUAAUAAAAUGAAGAAAUUCAAUAGUUUAGUAAUUCUUAUUUUGUUUAUGAUGUUUAAACUUUAUUUGAAGAAAUUAAAUAGAAUGAUGAAUAUUUUCUUAAAUUCGUAGCAAAAUUGAAAUUGUAACAUCUUUAAAAAAAUGAUGUUUAAGUUUAGGAUGAAUAAAGCAGAAUUUGUAAAAUUUAUUAUUAAUUUUUAGAUGAAUAAAGUUGUAAUUAUUAGGGAGAUGAUUUAAUAAUUAAUUAUAAAGAAAAAUAAAUUUAUUAAUUUACUUUGAAUUUAAAACAUUUACCUAAAAUUUUUGAAGAUGAAUGUGAUGCAUUUUGUGUAUUAUUAAGAAGAAAUAAUUGUAAAAAUGCUCUUUUUUAAUUCUUAAUUUAAUUGGCAUUAAAUAAUAAAUCAAUUUAGAUAUUUUCAUAAAUAUUCAAACAUAUUUUAGAAAUAUUUUUAAGAUCCUUAUAAGAAAAAGUAGGUAAUACUUAAGUAGAAAAACUAUUAAAUGAAUAUACAGUUUUAUAUCCAUAAGAUUUACGAUAAAAUUUUUUUUUAUGUUUAUCUGAAGAUGAAAAUAUGAAGAAAUAAUUUUUAAUUGAAAUUCUUAUUGAAUUUAUUAGAUAAUUUUAAGAGAAAUUAAAAGAUUAUAAGAUUGCAAUUCAUGAAGUACAAAAUCUGUUAGUGAAAUUAUUAAUUAAAACAAAUAGAUAUACUCAAUUACAUUUUUUAAUUUAAUAUUAAGUUCUAACUGAUAAUGCAGAUUUUGCAAAAUUAUUGAUUGAUAUUAGUAACAAAGAAUCUCUUGAAUAAAGAAAUCUAUAACCUUAUUAGCCAGCUUUCUAAUUGGGAAUAGAUAUGUUCUUUAGAUUAUAAAAGUAUGAAGAACUAUUAGAUUAUUUAUUAAAAUUUGGAAAAGUAUAUGCAUAAAGUUAUUUAAGUUUCACGAUGCAGUCUUUUUGCUUAAAAAGAUACCAAAUAUAAGAAUGAAAUUGCAACCAAUUUAAUAAGGCAUUAGAAUUGCUGAUUGUUAAAAAGAAGAUUUGUUAGUUUUCUUAGAAGAUGCAUAUAGAAAAUAAAAAACUUAUUUUAGUGUUGCAGAAGUGAAAACUUUAUGA
Messenger RNA from Paramecium pentaurelia, 2492 nucleotides. The record is from the annotation of a GenBank genome assembly. Lineage: Eukaryota; Ciliophora; Oligohymenophorea; Peniculida; Parameciidae.